Messenger RNA from Maniola jurtina (meadow brown), 4668 nucleotides. RefSeq names its product laccase-4-like. Gene Ontology annotation, molecular function: copper ion binding; oxidoreductase activity. The record is from RefSeq and is a predicted model, not a curated record. The transcript has 11 exons. Gene Ontology annotation, cellular component: plasma membrane. Gene Ontology annotation, biological process: iron ion transport. Lineage: Eukaryota; Metazoa; Arthropoda; Insecta; Lepidoptera; Nymphalidae. The coding region runs from base 465 to 2951 and encodes 828 amino acids.
AUUCAGUCUCGACUCGGGCCGAGAACGCGUGGGCUAGACUUACGCACCAUUCCGGCAAUAAAGCCCUAAUCAUCCAAUAGAAUUAAAUAAUACGGCGCAGUGAAAUAGCAGUGUUUCCUUUAACUGCUACGCGAACCAUUAUCGAGUUUGGUCGUUCCAUUUUCAAAUUUUGCCCGCGUCUAACCAGCCAGUAAGCAAAUGGCUUUUUUAGUGGCCAGCGCGAACUUUGCAUGCUCGAGAAAAGAGUUCAUAGUUUAGCUAUUAAAACUUUUUGUUGCUCGACAAGUUUCACAGUGGAUCCCUUUGUAAAGAGGAAGAUGAAAAUUUUCAAGAAGAAGCUCCGUUUCUCGAUAGCUUCAAGCUAUAUCUAGACUUUUGCAGUUACCUAUAAGAUUUUAGGAAAUUGGUGGAAGUACACAUAUCAAUAGCGACUUUCCCGAUUUUUCACAAAAGAUAUCCCUACAAUGUACAAAAGGACGGGCAACAUCAUCUGCAUUUUAGCUUUGGCUGUAUCAAUCUAUGCACAGGAAGUUAAUGUACCAACCUUGAUAGAAACAACGACAGAAUAUAAAACCAAAACAGUCAUAGAAGAAGAAAGAACAGCAGAUUUCAUCAACCAUGACCAUGUUCAACCUUUCAGACAUGAUGACAGAACUUUAGGUGACCUAAUAAUAGGUUCAAACAGAGAUAACAUAAGUGAAACAACAAACGAAAAAGUUAUAGACAGCAGUGAGCAAAUAAAAAUACCCGAAAGCGCUUCUAAAGUAUUACUACCAAUAGUAUCAAAUCUAUCCUACAAUGAUUUUAAGUAUCAAACUAAGAUAAGAAAUAAUUCGGCUACUAUUAAAUCAGUAGUCAAUUUAGAAGCGAAAAAAGCUAUUAAAAGAAUUGAUAAGAAGAAUGAUUUAAAAGCUCAUGUACAGUAUGACGAAGUGACCGGAGAACUGAUUGGUGGAGAUCAUCCGUGUCAUCGAGAGUGUAAAGAAGGGGAAGAACCGAUGAUAUGCUAUUAUCAUUUCAAUUUAGAAUGGUAUCAGACUAUGAGCAAAGCAUGUUACGAUUGUCCUUACAAUGUGGAAGACUGUAAGAGAAUAGACUGUAUUCCAGCAGAUGGAAUGAAUAGAGCACUGAAUGUUGUUAACAGAAAAAUGCCUGGACCAGCUAUAGAGGUUUGCCAGCACGAUAGAGUAAUAGUGGACGUAGAGAAUGACCUAAUGACAGAAGGCACGACAGUGCACUGGCAUGGUCAGCAUCAAAGGGGAACACCUUACAUGGAUGGGACGCCUUACGUCACCCAGUGCCCUAUUUUGCCGGAAUCUACAUUCAGAUACCAAUUCAACGCCAGCCAUUCAGGAACUCACUUCUGGCACUCUCACUCUGGCAUGCAACGCGCGGAUGGCGCGGCAGGUGGUUUUAUCAUACGGAAACCAAAGUCUCAAGACCCUUUUGGAGAUAUGUAUGACUAUGAUAGAUCAGAACACGUGAUGAUAGUAACAGACUGGAUCCACGAGCUCUCAGUGGGGAUGUUCACUGACCACCACCACUCGUCCGGUGAUAACAAACCACCAACCCUCCUUAUCAAUGGGCUUGGACGAUUCAAGAUCUUCAAUGAAACUGCCAAACUGACGUCAAACAAACCCAUGUAUAUGCAAGCGGCUAGGUUUAACGUUGAGCAGGGUUACACGUAUCGCUUUCGCGUGAUCAACGCCGAGUUCCUCAACUGCCCCAUCGAGAUGUCUGUGGAUGGACAUAACAUCACUGUGAUCGCCUCCGAUGGAUAUGAACUGGUGCCUAUUACUGCCACGUCGCUGGUGACGUACGCGGGCGAGCGCUACGACUUCCUGCUGAAGGCGGACGGCGAGAUUGACAACUACUGGAUCCGCUUCAGAGGACUCAUGGAUUGCGACGAAAGAUUCACGAAGGCCAAACAAGUGGCGGUACUGCACUAUGAAGGGGCCAUGGAGACGGAGCCGGCCGGCGACCCCUCCUGGGAGGAACUACACAAUGAGGGACUGCAACUGAACGCGUUAAACAAAGCCGAAGAAGAAGACGAAACGAUAAGCGUAGCCGAAAUGCAAUCUUUAGCAGGAUACGACGAGAGCCUGAAAGAGCACGCCGACUACCAGUUCUACGUAGCGUAUGACUUCUACGCUAAAAACAAUUCACAUUUCCAUCGGUCUCCAUACUACGGGUAUUACCAAGUCCCGGAAGCCAAUGACCGUCUCUACACACCACAAUUAAACCAUAUCAGUAUGAAAAUGCCUUCAAGCCCGCUUUUAAUAAACCGUCCGUCGCCAGAAGGAUUCUGCAAUUCAUCAAGUAUAGCCGCAGAUUGCAAGCAUGGCUAUUGCGAAUGCCCCCACGUGUUGUCAGUAAGAAAAAACGCUGUUGUAGAAGUCAUUAUUGUAGAUGAAGGUGUAACAUUUGAUGCUAACCAUCCUUUCCAUUUACACGGACACAAUUUUAGAGUAGUUGGUAUGAGAAGGUUAUCUAACAUGACAACUAUAGAAGAAGUCAAAGCGUUUGAUGAUGCAGGACUCCUAAAGAGGAAUCUAAAGAAUGCUCCUUUAAAAGAUACGGUUACAGUACCGGAUGGAGGUUACACGGUUAUACGUUUCAAGGCAGAUAAUCCUGGGUAUUGGUUGUUCCAUUGUCAUAUAGAGUUUCACGUGGAAAUCGGUAUGGCUUUAGUCUUCAAAGUUGGUGAACAUAAAGAUAUGCCUCCCAUACCUCAUGACUUCCCAAGAUGUGGUAAUUAUAUGCCCGAUAAUAUGCUAGAACAUGCAACGACACCAAAGCAGAAUCCAAGUGAUAAUCAAUAUAUUUCGAUAACUCAUUGGUGGCCUGUAGUUUAUGUAAACGGCACCACAUCGGCAGCUGUAGUUUUGAGAUCGUCGGCUUUCGUAGUUUUAUGUUUAGUGUGUUUAUUAAAUUUAGUGAUUGGGACGUAAAUGUGAAUUUAUUUUAUUUUUAAGCCACGAAAAAGUUUUACUACAGCUUAAGGGACAUAUUUCAGAAGAAGUGAUUUCAGCUAGUAAUCAUCUUACAAGAUCAAAUAUUUCUUUGUAGCAUGCCUAUCGACGUAAAAAGUAAGGUUUAUACGUUACUGUUCCUAUCGUUAAUUUCUAGGUGACUUACCAAUACUUUUUACGCCUGGGCAAACUUUUAGAAUUUGGCCGCGGUAGCUUUCAUAAGGGGUUUCACGAUUGAUCAAGCACACGAGAUUACCUACUUCAAAUAUUUCGAAAAUAUUUUAUUCUUCUGGUUCGUGUCCCUUAACUUAUGUUUAUAGCAAAAUAUUAUGUAAUAUUAAACCAACUGUUUUGGUAGCAUAAACUACAAAAUAAGAAUUUGUACUUAUUAUUACAAAGUUAAUUAAUUUAUUUGUAAGAAUUUACGUAUACGAUGAACGUGUAUUAUUAUUCCACUCAUUUGUUAAAUUUAUUUAUUGGAUAGUACUUAUAUUUGUCUAUUUAUUUUAUUUAUAACAAACUUUAGGAUUUUUAAAGUGGAUUAAUAAUAGUUUUAAUAUUGUGAGUUCAGAAUAAAUACAUAGUAAGUCUAAUUUUAGACGAAAAACAAACAAUUGACGAUGAAAGUGUACAAUAAACUUUAAUAUUUUACUGAAUUAGAAUAAAGGAAAUAUUAUUCGGUGAAACCAAAACAUCUAGAAAUUAUACUCCAUAAAGUCAGUUCAGAUUAAUUUAAUUGCCACCGCUAUAUCCUAACUACACUUUCUAUGUCACGCUAAAACCUUCAACUGAGAAUUUCAGUACAUAGUAAUGUAUAACUUCUGAAAGUCAGUGUCUUAUUAUAGGUCUAAUGCAGAACACGAACUAUAUAAUUGGUCACAAAUUAAAAAUGUAUUUCUUCUGCAUUAGGCUUACAGUAAAUCCUUGCCAAAACCGAGGACAUUUUGAAAAAAUGUUCUUUUUGACUGGACGUAUAUUGACUACUAUUGCCUCAGCGUCUUGCCUCUCAUGCAGCUAAUAGCGUCUUAAGAAGAAGCUCAAACUUUUCCAUGUCAUAAUUGUCAUCGUCAUCAAUCGAGAAACGGCCUUGGCUAAAUAAAAGUCUCUCUUAAGCCACCUGUAUCCAGUCAUUUUUGUGACUCGAUCGAUGACGUCGCCCACCCUGGUCUGCACACUUUCUGGUGCAAUAUAGUCAUUCCAGUAACUUUGGACCCCAAUGCCAAUCGGUUCUUCAAAGUAUGUGUCCAAUCUAUUGAUACUUCAGCUUUACAACCCGUUAGACUAAUUUGGUCUGGUUUACUCUGGUUCUUCCACCUUCUAUUAGAUCUCCUUUUUAAUCACGGAGACAAAUUCUGAGCAUAGAUCUCUUCAUCGGUAGCUGAGUGUAAGGCAAACUUCUCUAUGGCAGCUAAAUAAUGCUGAAAGGCUUCUGUUCGGACUUCGGAUGUGUCCGUUUUGAUAGUCGUAUAUUAUAAGCUGCUAAAAACAGACGCUUAACUGCUUGAGGAGCAAAGAUUGUUCAGGCGAUAAUAGCAAAUGAGCGACCAGCUUUUGUAUUACUUUGAGUAUAAUGGACGUCGCUGGUGAUAUGUGAUAUUACUUAGUUAAGUUAGAUUUAAGAUACUGUACUAAAGUUACUGUUGUAAGUCAAUGAUAUUUUAUGUGAAAGAAAAAUAAAUAUUAUUAUAACAUGUAA